AUGAGAUUCACACGGCCAUGGCUCGCAGUGGCGGGUCUGAGCCUGCUGUCUGCCUCAGCAUCUGCUGAAUCACAGCAAUCAGCCUUUGGAAUCGAGACAACAGCACCUGAUGGCUUCACCCACAAGCAUGAAGCAGGAAGAUGUGCCAUUCGUGGACAUUGUGGCAAGCAAGGCUUCUUCGGCUCUGAUCUGCCAUGCCCCGAUAACGGUCUGGCUGAAGAGCCCACUGCCAGCACACGCAAGACUCUCAUGGCUAUCUGUGGUGAUAAGUGGGCUGAAGGCCCGGUGUGUUGCACAGACGAGCAACUGGGCGCCCUCAGCUCCAACCUCAAGCGCGCUGAAUCCAUCAUUGGCGCUUGUCCCGCUUGCAAGGACAACUUCUUCAACCUCUUCUGUACUUUCACCUGCUCUCCCGACCAAUCUCUGUUCGUCAACGUCACCAGCACUGCUCCCAAGGGCGACAAACUGCUGGUGACCGAACUUGAUCAGCUCGUCUCCGAAGACUAUGGAGGCGCCUUCUACAACAGCUGCAAGGACGUCAAGUUUGGAGCCACUGGAGGAAAGGCUAUGGACCUGAUUGGUGGUGGUGCAAAGAACUACACCCAGUUCCUAAAGUUCCUAGGUGACAAAAAGCCUUUUGGCAGUCCCUUUCAAAUCAACUUCCCUAUUCCCAGCGAGGCCGACUUUCCUGGUAUGGAGCCUGGAUCCGACAAGGCACAUCCUUGCAACAGCACUGAUGAGAGAUACAAGUGCGCUUGCGUAGACUGCGCUGCUUCGUGCCCUGAGCUGCCUUCAGUCAAGGAAGCACACGAGUGCAAGGUCGGUGUGUUGCCGUGCCUGUCUUUCGCUGUCAUCAUCGUCUACUCUGUCUUCCUGUUCCUCCUGAUCCUGGCUGUCUCUGGCCACGUUGCUUAUGCUAAGCACACCAAGAGCCGCAAUGAACGUUUGAGAUUGUUGCAGGAUGCUUCUCCUAGCGAUGAUGAAGACGAAGGUGACAUUGUACACCAGGCUGGCCUCCUCGAAAAGCCUACCAGAAAUUACCCUCUCAACACAGUCUGUGACAGAAUCUUCUCCCGUCUCGGUCGAACUGCUGCCACAUUCCCUGCUAUCACAAUCAGCUCUUCGGUCAUCAUAGUAGCUUUGCUUAGCCUAGGCUGGAUGCGCUUCGCCCUCGAGACCGAUCCUGUCAAGUUGUGGGUCUCUCCUGACUCUGAAGCUGCAAAGGAGAAGGCCUUCUUCGACCAGUCCUUUGGCCCUUUCUUCAGAGCCGAGCAAGUCUUCCUGGUCAAUGACACUCAGCUUACAGGUCCUGGUCCCGUUCUCUCUUACGACACACUCAACUGGUGGUUCGAUGUCGAAAAUCGCAUUCGCAGAAUGAAGUCUAUCGAUGGUGGUUACACGCUCGAUGACGUCUGCUACAAGCCAACCGGCGAUGCUUGUGUGGUCCAAUCUCUGACCGGUUAUUUCGGUGGUGACUUUGACGCUCUUGAUCCCGACUUGUGGGCCGAGGAUCUCGAGGCUUGUGCUGACACUCCCGUCAACUGUCUACCUGAUUUCCAGCAACCGCUCAACCCUCGUUACCUCUUUGGUGGCUACAAUGGCAGUGUUAUCAACUCUACCGCUAUCGUGGUCACUUGGGCUGUUACCAACCACGCCGAGGAUACUUUCGAGCUCGAGAGAGCUAUGGACUGGGAAGAGAGUCUCAAGGGACUCCUGCUCACCGUUCAGGAAGAAGCUGCCGAACACGGCCUCCGUCUCUCUUUCAACACUGAGAUCAGUUUGGAACAAGAGCUCAACAAGUCAACCAACACUGACGCCAAGAUCGUUGUUGUCAGCUAUCUGAUCAUGUUUUUGUAUGCAUCCAUCGCUUUGGGUGCCACUACUUUGACUGUCAGAGAUGUGCUCAACAAUCCUGCAAAUGCUCUCGUUCAGUCCAAGUUCAUGCUUGGUGUCGUCGGUAUCCUGAUUGUGCUCAUGUCUGUCUCGGCCUCCGUUGGUCUCUUCGCUGCUGCUGGUGUCAAGGCGACUCUGAUCAUCGCUGAGGUCAUUCCAUUCUUGGUUCUUGCAGUUGGUGUGGACAACAUCUUCCUUAUCGUCCACGAGUUUGAGCGUGUCAACAUCAGCCAUGCCGACGAGCCGAUUAGCGAAAGGAUUGCAAAAGCCCUUGGCCGUAUGGGUCCCAGUAUUCUUCUGUCUGCGACCACGGAAACCGUUGCAUUCGCUCUUGGUGCUGCUGUCGGUAUGCCCGCCGUCCGCAACUUCGCUGCUUACGCAGCUGGAGCAGUUUUCAUCAACGCCAUCUUGCAAGUCACUAUGUUCAUAUCGGUUCUGGCUCUUAAUCAAAAGCGUGUCGAGGCCGGUCGCGCAGACUGCUUCCCCUUCGUCAAGGUCAAGGGUGCUGACUCCAACUCUAUGGCUAUCGCUGGUAUGCCUGGUUUGGCAGGUAUUGAGGAGGAGGGUACACUUCAACGCUUCAUUCGCAAGACUUAUGCCCCUGCUCUGCUCGGAAAGAAGACUAAGACUGCUGUCAUCACCAUCUUUCUUGGUUUCUUCACCAUUGGUCUUGCCCUCCUGCCUGGUGUCGAGCUUGGACUCGACCAACGCAUUGCAAUCCCUUCCGACUCAUACCUGAUCAAGUACUUCGACGAUCUAUACGACUACUUUGAGGCUGGACCACCAGUCUACUUCGUCACCAAGGACCUCAACGCAACUGCCCGUCAGCACCAGCAGCAGAUUUGUGGUCGCUUCUCUACUUGCGAGGAGUUCUCUCUGGCCAAUAUCCUCGAGCAAGAGCGUAAGCGACCAGAGAUCAGUUACAUCUCUGACUCGACUGCCAGCUGGAUUGAUGACUUCUUGUUCUGGCUCAACCCUUCACUCGAAGAGUGCUGUGUUGAUGGAUCCCAAACCUGUUUCGAGAACCGCAACCCUCCAUGGAACGUCACCCUUCACGGUAUGCCCGAAGGCCAGGAGUUUGUCUCAUAUCUCGAACGUUGGCUCGAGUCGCCUACCACUAGUGAAUGUCCCUUGGCUGGCAAAGCCGCGUAUGGUAAUGCUCUCGUUGUUGACAACAGCAGUCUGAGCAUUCCAGCCUCGCACUUCCGUACAUCACACACGCCAAUGCAUAGUCAGAGUGACUUCAUCGCGGCUUACAAGUCCGCUCGCCGCAUUGCGAAUGACAUUACAGCUCGCACCGGUGUCGAAGUCUUCCCUUACAGCAAGUUUUACAUCUUCUUCGACCAGUAUGUCUCGAUUGUACGCCUCUCUGGUGCUCUUAUCGGGGGCGCUCUGGGUUUCAUUCUGGUGUUGAGCAGUGUUCUCCUCGGAUCUCUGGCGACCGGUCUUGUUGUGACCGUGACUGUCGGUAUGACUGUCGUUGACAUCAUUGGCACCAUCUCACUGGCUGGCGUCUCGCUCAAUGCUGUCUCCCUUGUCAACCUUAUCAUCUGUGUUGGUAUCUCGGUUGAGUUCUGCGCUCACAUCGCCCGUGCAUUUUCAGUACCCUCGCCAUCGCUCCUUGAACGCUGCCACAGCUUCCGUGGCAAGGAUGCUCGUGCUUGGGCUGCGCUGGUCAACGUGGGUGCUUCGGUCUUCUCAGGUAUCACUGUCACCAAGCUUCUUGGUGUCUUUGUGCUCGCCUUCACUCGCAGCAAGAUCUUCGAGAUCUACUACUUCCGAGUCUGGUUGGCACUUGUCAUCUGGGCUGCUCUGCACGCGUUGGUCUUCUUGCCGGUUGCUUUGAGCUUCUUCGGCGGUGUUGGCUACGCAGAUCCCGAUGCAGAUGGCGGUCUUGAGCAAGAUCUUGCCAGCAGACGUUACCGCGCUAUGAUGCCGGAUGAGGAGUACUACUCAGACGAGUACUAG
Aureobasidium namibiae CBS 147.97 is the source of this 3861-nucleotide messenger RNA. Its product is annotated as NCR1, Niemann-pick type C. The coding region runs from base 1 to 3861 and encodes 1286 amino acids. NCBI's taxonomy places the organism in Eukaryota, Fungi, Ascomycota, Dothideomycetes, Dothideales, Saccotheciaceae. The record is from RefSeq and is a predicted model, not a curated record. Gene Ontology annotation, cellular component: membrane. The transcript is spliced from 2 exons.